Molecule: messenger RNA, 3203 nt
Organism: Podospora bellae-mahoneyi
Lineage: Eukaryota; Fungi; Ascomycota; Sordariomycetes; Sordariales; Podosporaceae
Gene: HDA1
Product: Histone deacetylase hda1
Exons: 3
Coding region: 377-2935 (852 amino acids)
Biological process (GO): negative regulation of transcription by RNA polymerase II
Cellular component (GO): histone deacetylase complex
Molecular function (GO): transcription factor binding; histone deacetylase activity
Source: RefSeq, a predicted model, not a curated record
CAAAACCACACUCAUCAUCACCCACGACCACCACACAAGGCAUGCGCCGCGCUCUUCAUAGCUCAGUCAUCCCAUUAUUUCAGCGAGGUACGUGUCUCUAGCAUUCUGUUAUUUUCUGAGGCCUGCUCAGAGCUCUGCGCGAGGAGUUCCGCACCGCAGCAACUGGCAGAUCCAAGCAGCAUCCCGUCUCAUAUCAGAUCCAUCCCCUUCUCGAAGUACCCGUCAACAUCAAACACUCGACGGCUUUCCAGCAAAUAUCCGACACUAAUAGUAGUUACUAAACUACACGUGUUUUCUGGAAAUCGCCUCGAACAGAGAUUUCUUUGCAUUUUCUACUACCUAGAAUCUGGUAAGGCAAGCAUCGUUUGUUUGGGGCAUGACCGGGAGACUGCUGCAAGUGCCAGCCUCCCGUCGUCUCAUCUCCGACCAGUCUUUGACCAUUUCAUCUCACGCACUUGAAACGGGUCACGUAGCUGGGCACUGUGCUUAUCAUAGCUCUAUAUCUUUGCUCCUCUGCCUAGCUCAUAUCCUCAAGCCUUCUGCCUUGUUUGCCCUUUGCACCUAUCUUUUUCACCUUCCUGGACACUACCUCUGUUUAUCUUCAAGACUCGUCGCUAACAAAAGCCAGACAAACUUGCCAAGUCUACAACACCUUCGCUUCGCCUCUUCCAUUUGCUGGCCAGGUCCUCGCGGCAUCAUGGACGUUGACCAAGAUGUUGUGAUGGAUGGGACCGCGGAUGCGCCUUCUAUACAGUCCGCCAAUGGCUACUCAGAACCAACGUCCAAGUCGGGAGGGAGCUCUCUGGAGACACCAAACGGCCACAGCGCCGAGAGCAGUGCCGAAGGGACAUCUUCCAUGAGUGGCGAGCCUGGCUAUCCUGAACGUUUCCGACGAAAAGGGAUCCUACCAACCGGUUGCUGUUACGAUGACCGCAUGAAGCUCCAUGCCAACGCGGAUUUCGGGCCAAACCCUCACCACCCAGAAGACCCAUCGCGUAUCGAGGUCAUUAUGAGGAUCUUCAAAAAGCACGGUCUCCUGUUUACGGGAACAGAUGCCGAGCUCAUCGAUGUCAUUAACAACAGACCAACCAGCUACAUGUGGAGGAUUCCUGCAAGGGAAGCGACAGAAGAAGAGAUCCGUACUGUUCAUAGAGUCGAACAUUUCAACUGGGUCAAGGCUCUGUCCACCAAGACCACGCACGAACUCCGCGAUAUCUCAGCCAUGAUGGACCAAGGUCGCGAGUCCCUCUAUGUUGGUAGUAUGACAUACGAGGCCUCUCUGAUCUCGGCCGGUGGUGCCAUCGAAACCUGCAAGGCUGUCGUUACCGGCACCGUCAAGAAUGCCUUCGCUGUUAUCCGACCACCAGGACAUCACGCAGAGUACGACCAGCCUAUGGGUUUCUGUUUAUUCAACAACGUACCGAUUGCGGCCAAAGUCUGCCAGAAGGAGUACCCCGACAUUUGCCGCCGCGUCAUGAUUCUCGAUUGGGAUGUCCACCACGGCAACGGCAUUCAGAACAUGUUUUACGAGGAUCCCAACAUUCUCUACAUAUCUUUGCAUGUUUACAAGAACGGAGACUUUUACCCAGGAAAGCCUGAUAACCCCAUGAUUCCGGAUGGCGGGAUGGAGCAAUGCGGUGCUGGAAACGGGCUCGGCAAGAACAUCAACAUCGCGUGGCACGACCAGGGCAUGGGCGAUGGCGAGUACAUGGCGGCAUUCCAAAAGAUUGUUAUGCCAAUUGGCCACGAGUUCAACCCCGACCUGGUUAUCAUCUCUGCCGGUUUCGACGCUGCCGCCGGAGAUGAGCUCGGCGCUUGCUUCGUGUCGCCUGCCUGUUACGCUCACAUGACACACAUGUUGAUGUCUCUGGCGGGCGGCAAGGUUGCCGUUUGUUUGGAGGGUGGUUACAAUCUGACUGCCAUCUCCAAAUCGGCCCUGGCUGUCGCUCAAACCCUCAUGGGCGAACCACCCCCGCAGAUGCAGAUUCCAAGAAUCAGCAGGGAAGCCAGCAAAGUCCUGGCCAAGGUCCAAGCUUACCAGGCUCCCUAUUGGGAGUGCAUGCGGCCGGGCAUCAUCGACGUUACAGAGAUGACCAAGAACGACUCGUCUCGCCUGCACGACGUGAUCAGAUCCUCACAAAAAGAGAAGUUAUCCAAGUACGGCAUGCUCCCGUUGUAUAUCCAACGAGACAUCAUCUUUAGGUCAUUUGAGAACCAAGUGUUGGUGACGAAGGGCGUGCAGUCCGCGAAGAAGCUGCUGUUGAUUGUACAUGACCCUCCCGAGCUGCAUGGGCAGCCGGAUCCCCUUGAUAACUCUCUCGAGCCACACAAUUCUUGGGUCUCUGAUGGUGUGGCCAAGUACAUUGACUGGGCUUGCAACAAUGACUUUGGGGUCAUUGAUAUCAACGUCCCCCCCUACAUUACCCGAACAGACGACACGGAGCACUUCACCCCGAGAAUGGACGAGAAGACUCUCCAAAUGCAUCUUCAAGAGCUGAUGUGUUACAUCUGGGACAACUACCUCCAGCUCUACGACGGGGCAGACGAGAUCUACCUGAUGGGGGUGGGUAAUGCUUACCUCGGGAUCAAGGUCCUGUUGAUCAACAGAAACGUCCGCAACCGAAUCGCUGGCAUAGUAAACUUUGUGGACGGCAGUCUCCGGCCUGUCAAGUCGGACGUGGACGAGGACUUGUCGUCAUGGUACAAGGACAACUCACAGGUCUACGUUGCUAACGACCACGCCUGCUGGUCGGACCCGGAUCUUACUAGGAAGGUGAUGAAGAGGCGGUUCGGGAAUGCCAUCAGGAGCGAGGUGAAUGGGUUGGCGCCGAUGAUGAAUACGCAUUUUAAGGAUGUGCUGCGGUUUAUUGCUGAGCAGGCGAGGAAGCUUCACGGGGGGGAGACGACGGAGGAUGAGGGGAAUAGGAGGGGGUGAGGGGGUUGGUUUUUUUUUUUUUUUCUUGGUUUUUUUUCCCCUCCAUCAGAGAGCGAGGAGUGGUUGGGGUGGUGGAUAACCGCAGCGUAAGCAAGUUUGGUUUUAACGGAUGGGGGUAGGAGGGAUGUGGAAGGUGGUGUUUGCUAGUACAGCGAGGGUAAUAUUCGGGAUUAAGUGUAUACUGGAUCUAGUAUUGAGUCGUCUGUUGUGUUUUUAUGAUGUGGUGGUUUUGUGUGUUUUGCAAUCAUGCGUGGUGAUGUUGGACGGG